AUGUUCUUCCCUUUUGAUGCAGACAAUGUCACACUAAAGCACCGUUUGCAAGCCUUGCCUUGGACUAAAGCACCUCGACUCUUCGGCAUCUCUCAAAAUGCCAAUGGGACAUGCGUCCAUAUGCCGUGUGGGGGUGGAAACCAACGCCUUGGUGUCCGUGUCCGUAGGGUCCGUGUCCGCAGCUCCUUCCGUCGCCCGCAGGUCCGACGCGUGACGCGCGUGCGUGGCGUCACUGGAAGCCUUGCAUCGAACGUCAUUGGAAGCAGCGAAUCCGAACAUCCCAAAGUGGUGCUCGUGCCGUUGGUCUAA
Messenger RNA from Durusdinium trenchii, 309 nucleotides. NCBI's taxonomy places the organism in Eukaryota, Dinophyceae, Suessiales, Symbiodiniaceae. The record is from the annotation of a GenBank genome assembly.